AGUCCACGCACAAGAACCAUCAAAAGCAUACCCUUUUCAAAUUAACUAAUAAUUGUAUUAAAUUUAAUAUACUCUCACAUAGCAUAGAAUAAGAUAAAGACAAUCAAGAGUAUUAAAGAUGAAGAGUUGCAAUUUAAUAGUGCUUCUUCUACUUCCAAGCUUUUAGCAACUCACCAAACUUCAAUUUUCCCUGAAAAUACUCCCACCCUUAUUUUUUCCCAAGAAAAAGCCAACGCUUUAAUGUUAUCUUCUCCCAACUGUGAAUCAUAACCCAUCUGUACAUGAUCAGUCAAACAUUCAAGAUUACCGUAAUAAAUUUCGUACAUCCAUUCAUAUUCAUAACUGCUAUUGUGCAUGCACUACAUGGAGGCAAAUUCGUCAAAGACAAUUUUUCUUUUUGUCUUGUUGUUAUCUCUGGAUCGUAACGACUACGCGAACUGAGUGGAGAAAAUCAGGAACAAGUCUAAUUUUUUAGGCCUAGAGUUAAUGAGUACUCAACUCUCACGUACCACCGCUUUCCAGCUGUUCAAAGUCCACUAUAUAUAACAAUAGAACAUAGAGCAAGAACCCUCACUCAUCCUCUCACUUCACUCUAUACGUUUCAACUUUCAUAUACAACUUUGUUGAAAAAAUGUCUACCAAGGUUGCAGAUGCCAAGAAAAUAAAAAGCCAGGUGUUCCUGCCGGGGGCAGUACACUGGCUGGUCGUAUCUGUUGCGAUUAACUUGGGGUUGCUCUUAAAGCUUAUUCAUGAUGGAAAUUUACUGCUGGAAUGGUCUAACCUGCCAGAUAAAGAAAAUGGGACUCAUCUUUCAUCCUUAUCUUCGUAUCCACCGGAGCCUAAGCCAGCAAAUGAUGGGCAAAUCCAACAAAAGCUCAUAAAUCUGGACCACGGUGAUCCUACUAUGUACCAGAGUUACUGGAAGCAGAUGGGUGACAGAACUACAGUUGUCAUAACUGGUUGGCAAUCUGUUAGUUAUUUUUCAGAUACCAAGAACCUUUGCUGGUUCCUCGAACCAGCUUUUGCAAAUGCAGUAACUAGAUUGCACAAUCUAGUCGGGAAUGCUGAGACUGAGAACCGACACAUCGUCGUUGGGACAGGAUCUACCCAACUGUUUCAGGCUGUAUUGUAUGCCCUCUGUCCUUCCGAUGCUCCCGAACCAAUGAGUAUUGUAUCUGCUGCCCCAUAUUAUUCGUCAUACCCACUGAUCACUGAAUGCUUGAAAUCUGGGCUCUACAAGUGGAGAGGUGAUGCCAAUGACUUUGACAAAGAGGAGCCCUAUAUUGAGCUUGUGACUUACCCAAACAAUCCUGAUGGAGAAAUCAGGGAAGCUGUGUUCAAUGGGAAUGGAGGAAUAUUGGUCCAUGACCUAGCUUAUUAUUGGCCUCAGUAUACUCCAAUUUCUUCUCGGGCAGACCAUGACAUAAUGUUGUUCACCCUAUCCAAAUCCACGGGACAUGCUGGUAUGCGCUUAGGAUGGGCACUUGUCAAAGAUGAAGCAAUUGCGAGAAAGAUGGUAAAGUUUAUAGAGAUAAGCAGCAUUGGUGUCUCUAAAGAUUCACAAGUCAGAGCUGCCAAAAUCCUGGAUGUUAUAAGCGAUACUUAUGAGGAUGCAGAAACCACCGAUGAAAUUAAACAAUUCUUUGAUUAUGGCUAUCAAGAAAUGGCGAAGAGGUGGACACAACUAAGAGAGGCAGCCAACAAAGGCCAAAGUUUUAGUUUGCCUAACUUGCCUGUUGGCAAAUGCAACUUCAGCAAUCGGACAUUUGGAACACAACCUGCUUUUGCCUGGCUGAAGUGUGAGAAGGCCGAUGACUGUGAAAGUUUCCUCAAGAAGCACAAGAUUUUAACUAGAGGGGGAGCAUAUUUUGGUUCCAGUAAGAAGUAUGUUAGGGCCAGUUUGAUAGGUCAUUUAGAGGACUACAAUGAGUUUAUCCGGAGGUUGUCCUUGAUCAACUCUAUGGAGUCUCCAUGAACAGCCCUAUUUAUUUUUAGGAAAAGAUAGUCUUCUAGGGUUGAAAUUGUGUUGAGCAGAUGUGAAAAUGUUAAGAAAUGUUUCUACUGCUCUCUAUAUAAAUGAAUAUAACUUAUAAAUAUACUGAUGAUCUGCACCUA
Messenger RNA from Lycium ferocissimum, 2115 nucleotides. RefSeq names its product tryptophan aminotransferase-related protein 1-like. The coding region runs from base 632 to 1975 and encodes 447 amino acids. The record is from RefSeq and is a predicted model, not a curated record. The transcript is spliced from 5 exons. Gene Ontology annotation, molecular function: carbon-sulfur lyase activity; transaminase activity. Gene Ontology annotation, biological process: amino acid metabolic process. NCBI's taxonomy places the organism in Eukaryota, Viridiplantae, Streptophyta, Magnoliopsida, Solanales, Solanaceae.